AUGGUCUCAAUGGCAAUUCUUGAUCAAUCACUAGGCGAUCUACGUCGGGAAAUAACGGAUUUGAAACAGAUUGACCGUGUGGAAGACUAUGAUACGAAAAGAUUGAGUUCGAUCAUAAAUCUCUCAAGAGAAUCGUUGAAGGAAACGGAGAAAUUCCAACAACAGAUUCUCAAUCAAUUGCAACAAUUCGAAAUCUCAUUAGCGGAUAUUAAUGAUAUUCUGCGAGCGAAUGUACAACGUAAAAUACAACUUGAACAGCAACAGAAACAACAAUCAGGUGAUGAUCUGGAAAUACGAGCGAAACUCAUGGCCUUGAAUGCUGAAACAUUGGAAUGUCGUGCAGCAGCAAUUCAACUUCAACAAGAAGCAAGGAGAGUAUUGAGUAGAGCGGCUGAAAUUGAUAAACUUGCCAAUGAUGAGCUGACACAACAAGCAUUGGAGAGAAAAAUGAAACAGCAGGAAAUCGAACGAAACCGUGCUGCAGAACUAGAAAGACGAGUGAAAUUAGAAGAAGAGCGAAAGCGACUUAAAGAAUUACAACAGCAGCAAGAAUCUAUAUUAGCCAUGGUGAAUAAACCGAUAGUUGAAAAUGAAUAUGCCAAUUGGUCUAUUCGUGAAUUUAUGCACGCUGAUGAAAGUCCACCUUGUAUCAUUCGAACUUCACCAGAGAACUGCUCAAUACCGAUCGAUGUAACAUACGUGCCUGUGUCCGAAACUGAAUAUCUUCUCGAUAAACAAGAAGAAUUGAUUAGCACACCACUGAGAGUUAAGUUCAAUUCGAUAACAUCGAAUCAACCGUUUAUCCUCGUGGCUAUCCCAUACAUUAUCAAACGAUCACCCCAUCGUGAAAAUGUCAUUAAGAUCCGUCAGUCCAAUGGUUUAUGGAUAUCGAUUGAUACAAAUGAACCUCAAUUUGAUUCGCAUAAGGAAAAGCACUUUGUGGAAUGUAGACUGAUUAAACCUGUGGCAUGCGCAGUAGUCUCACGUUUGAAGCGCGACCGAGUUCUGAUUAGAACUCAUUCAUCAGGUCGAUAUUCAUCUACUGCUGAUGCGCGUUUUACAUUUGAAUGGCCAAAACAUGUCUCCGAAAAUAAUAUUCAUCUUCAAACUUGCAUUCAACCUGUUGACAUACCUGCAUUUGCACAAUUCUGUGAACAAUACAAACAUGAGUGUCGAGGUCUGUUAGCGGUGGGUCCAAUUAUCGAACUUACAUCCGUUGAUGCGUCAUUGAUCAAACCAAUUCAAUUCACACUGCCCAUCUUAGUUCAGCCUAAAAAGAAAGCUGUUCAACCAAAAGUUGUCGAGCCGGCAACAACAGAUUCAGGAACCAUUUCUCAUGAAUUACAACAAGAGUUUAUCAUUCAGCAACAGCAAUUGAUUUUUAAGAGUAUGCUUGGCGAAGACCUGAGCAACGAACGACUUGUUUUACUGUAUUCGAAUUCAAAUUCAAACGAAAAUCUUUGGACUAUUGAUACCGAUCUUCGUGUUGUUGCUGGCAAAGUUCCUGACGUAGUUACUGUUGAUAUGCAGUCGCUUCAUACACGAAUGAUUGUCGCUCGAUAUGAUAAACAAUUGAUGUCAGCGAAGCAAUUACAAACUGCAGUCUACCUAUUCGAACAAACAUUGAAUCAGCGUACAGCUACGCUGAUGCUUCGUCAUCGUUCAUCGAAUCCGAAUGAAAUCUGUCUAGUGUGUUGUUCAAGUCAACGAAGAGGAAUGGUCACUGAUGAGAUUCAACAAGAAAAUUAUUCAAAUCGUGAUGAACAAAUCAAAGAAAUUACCCUUCAAGAAGGUCAAUUGUUAGAAUUGCGUUUUCGUGGAAAUGUUUUGCCCACUAACCAUGUUCAGCAAACCAUUCCAUUUGCAUUUAAUACGAAUUUUCCGUUCUAUUUCGAAACAAAUGUAUCCGAAAGAGACAAGUAUUCUCAGCAUUUAUCAACAUAUUUUUAUGGACAUAUACAAAUCUAUUCGAAACAAAAAGCGUCGAGAUCGUCAAUGAAAGAGAUCGAAAAGAAGAAGCAGCAGCUAUCUGUCGAUAUGAUUAAACAAGAUUGGCCAGAAACAGAUACUUGUCUAACAGAAAUACUUUUGAGUUUACCAAAACCACCGGAGACAGUUCGAACACCAAUUGAAAAGGCAUUAACAACAUUUUCUGGCGAAGGUAUUUUAACAUCCGCACUCUUUCGUGACAUGUCGGCGAACUUAGCGGAUGGCGAAUGGCGUCGGUUAGCGAAUUGCUUAGGCAUGACUCGUAUGCGUAUUGAAGCCAUUGAGCGCGAUUAUCGUUACGAUGCACCAUAUUACAUGUUAUUAACAUGGUUUAAACGUGUUUCACGUUCGUCGGAUAAGGUAUCCGCGUUAACCCACGCAUUGGUGAACAUAAAACGUUGGGAUUUAGCACAAGAAUUACAAACAAUCAAAAAUACGAAACGUUUAGAUCAGAAUGCUUUGUCUAAAGACGAGCAAUUGAAGAUGUGCCGAGCUUUCUUCAAUCGUAUUUGUCAGCGCGAGGAAUGUGUACGAAUUUGGAAACAAUUAGCAAGAGAACUAGCACUAACGAAUGAUGAUAUCAUACAAAUUGAACGAUCGUAUCCGUCGAAACACGAACGAUGUUUACGAUGCUUAGAACAGUGGGCUUCCAAUCAAACAAGAAUAGAUAUUUUGUUUUUAGCGAAAGUUAUUCGAAUGCUUGGCUUUAAGCCUCUUGCUCGUGAAAUCGAAAGUAUGGCUUAG
Adineta ricciae is the source of this 2733-nucleotide messenger RNA. The record is from the annotation of a GenBank genome assembly. Lineage: Eukaryota; Metazoa; Rotifera; Eurotatoria; Adinetida; Adinetidae.